Molecule: messenger RNA, 2064 nt
Organism: Otolemur garnettii (small-eared galago)
Lineage: Eukaryota; Metazoa; Chordata; Mammalia; Primates; Galagidae
Gene: SCML2
Product: Scm polycomb group protein like 2
Exons: 13
Coding region: 1-2064 (687 amino acids)
Biological process (GO): regulation of DNA-templated transcription
Cellular component (GO): nucleus
Molecular function (GO): protein binding
Source: RefSeq, a predicted model, not a curated record
AUGGAUGUCAAAAAGGAGGAUCCAGAGAAAAUUUCUCAGUCAAGCACAUCUGUGCAAGAUGAUUCUUUUCAAUGGGACAAGUACUUGGAAGAGACAGGAUCUAUAAGUGCUCCUUCAGAGUACUUCAGACAGUCUAAGAUUCCACCAACUAAUGACUUCAAAGUCGGCAUGAAAUUGGAAGCACAUGAUCCUCGCAAUAUGACUUCAGUAUGUAUUGCUACAGUUAUUGGAAUUACUGGGGCCAGACUGCGUUUACGGCUGGAUGGUAGUGACAACAGAAAUGAUUUUUGGAGACUUGUUGAUUCCCCGGAUAUACAGCCUGUUGGGACAUGUGAAAAGGAAGGAGACUUACUUCAACCUCCACUGGGGUUCCAGAUGAAUGCAUCAUCUUGGCCAAUGUUUCUUUUACGAACACUGAAUGGAUCUGAAAUGGCACCUGCAGCGUUCUUCAAGCAGGAACCACCAAGGCCACCCCUAAACAAUUUUAAAGUGGGGAUGAAACUGGAAGCUGUAGACAAAAAGAAUCCUUAUCUGAUCUGCCCUGCAACUAUUGGAAAUGUUAGAGGAGAUGAAGUUCAUAUUACAUUUGAUGGCUGGAGUGGAGCUUUUGAUUAUUGGUGCAAAUAUUAUUCUCGAGAUAUUUUCCCAGUUGGGUGGUGCCGCCUGACAGGAGAUAUAUUACAACCACCAGGAACUAAUGUUUCUGCUACAAAGAAUACAGGAAAAACUCAGUCUUCUUCCAAAGCGACCCAGCGUUCAAUGCAGUCUUCAUCGAAAACUGCUCUACCAUCACCAGCACAGCUGCCCAGGAGGUCAGGUCGAAUUAAAGCAUCUGGAAGUACUUCUGUCACCCAAAAGGGCAGUUCUCUUAAAAAUGUCACACCAAAGAAAAAAGGUGUAACCUCAGCGAAAAAGGAGAAAUUUAUUCCUGUGAUGUGUUCUACAUCUGCAACUUCUAUAGCUUCUCUGGCCAGAGAGCGUGGCUAUUCAUCUGAAAGGGAUGCUUCUGUUGGGUCAUCAAAAAUAGUGAUGUCUACAGUCUGUGUCUAUAUAAACAAACAUGGAAACUGUGGCCCUUACUUGGAUCCAAGGAAAAUCCAAGUACUUCCUGACCACUUUGGCCCAGGCCCAGUGAAUGUGGUUCUCCGUCGGAUCGUGCAGGCCCUUGUGGAUUGUGCCUUUCAGUCUAAGAUUGUUUUUGGAUUCCUUAAGCCAGAUAAUCGUGGAGGAGAAGUGAUAACUGCCUCUUUUGAUGGGGAAACUCAUUCCGUUCAGCUCCCUCCAGUGAAUAGUGCGUCAUUUGCUCUUCGCUUUCUUGAGACCCUCUGCCACAGCAUGGAGUGUGUUAACCUUUUGAGCAGCAAGCCUUUUAGCUCUUAUAAGCGUCCUUCUACUUCUGCUUCUACCCCUGCGGAGCAAGAGGUUAAACAAGCAGCAAAAGAGGGUACAUUAGAAAAGAAAAGCAUGAAACGAUCUGCUGAAGAACCUCUGUCUUCUGUGGUUCCUCUUUCUCCUAAGGUUCCCAAACCACUGAUGGAUACAUUUAAAGAAGAAGAAAUACAUCCUGAGGGAGAUGGCAUGCCAAAAGAGGAAAAGCUUUCUGAAGAUUCUGAUAAAUUGUCAACACACUCAGAAAGUGCCUUGCGUCUUGCCCGUGGAAGUAUUAUGCAUGCUACUACUUCAGUCUCCAGAGAUAAUUCUGAAAAUAUGACAGUCACUUCAGGUUCACCACUAGUGGGGAGCGCAUCAUUCACCACAUUCCAAAUGCCAAAGAAAAACGAAGAUCCAAGUUAUAUAGGUGUACCUGACCCCAGUGCCCUGAAACAAGAAGUCUCUAAGGACCCUUCAACCUGGUCUGUGGAUGAAGUGAUACUGUUUAUGAAACAUACAGAUCCUCAAAUAGCAGGCCCACUCGCUGACCUCUUCAGGCAACAUGAAAUUGAUGGGAAGGCUCUGCUACUACUCAAGAGUGAUAUGAUAAUGAAGUAUAUGGGGCUGAAGCUGGGGCCAGCAUUGAAGUUAUGUUACUACAUUGAAAAACUUAAAGAAGGAAAAUAUAAUUGA